ACGUCUUUUCUCCUCUCGCUGCUCCUGGUCUUUUUCCUGCAGACCGAAUAGCAAGCUCUAGCUGCUGAUGCACUGAGGUGUAUAGUUUUCACUUCUCUAUUCUACUGUGUGUGUGAGGUUGGCGAAGGUUUUUCUUUUCUGUGUGGCGCAGUCCACGUCUCUGUUGUUCCUAGUUGGAUUCCUCUGUGCGCUGAGUUGGGCUGGCUGGGGGGCGGGGGUAGAGGUUGGUGGGCAUCUUUAGUGUCUUCUCUUGACAUUUACUUUAUUUUCUCCUGUUGAGUUUGCCGGCGAAACAAACUGCGUGUCAUAGAUGUGUUACAUGCAUAGCGUUUUACUUGCACGGCAGCGCUAAAUAGUUUCCCAGAGUCACUUAUUUCGUGGGAGCUCGUUUAUUGCACGUUCUCACUCUUUCUGUUGAGUAGGAUCGCACUUUUUGGUCUUUGGAACGUGCUUUGAGUAGUUUACUUCCUAAAUGUCUUUUCCAGGUGAGGGUGUCCAUCUUCCUGUGUUUUGCUCUUUGGUGACCAUAGAUUGCUCCCUUCACAGGGAACCGGCCACAGGAGCAGUGAGAGAAGCCUGUUAUUCUUCCUAGACCUUAGCAAAUAUUUAUAGAAAAGCAGUAACUCCUCCCCGUUUUUCUGUCUGGGUGGCAGCUGGAGAUGAUUGAGGUUUUUUGUCUUUUAGAUUUCUGUUUUCUUUUUGUUUUCUUGGAGUUAAGGUGAAUCUCGGUCUUGGUUUGGUGCUGCUGAAGAUACUGGGGAUGUUCUCAUGCUUUUAUUAGGUAUUUUUUGGGUGGGGUUGGGAUGUAUUUAUUUUGGCUCUUUUUGGUUUGUUCGUUUGGGUGAAAUGAAAAUCUUAAUAUUUUGAAGUUUAGAUUUCAAAGUGGCCAGCAUUUCACUUUUUCUUUGUUUUUCAUAUGCGCAUUCUCUUAGGGUAUAUUCAUAUAUUUUUUCUUUUAUCUGGUACAGUUGUUAGUAUAUUCUCCCUCAGUGUAAAAUAGAAAUAUUUAAACACAGAUUUUAUCUGCCCUCACUAUGCUAAGUAUGGGUGGGGCAGUGGAAAGUGGAGAAUGUUGUUCCCAUACAUCCUGAGACAUAUUUAUUAAGUCAGUCUUCAUUGUGCACUUCUGCAAAAUACUGUGCUUUGUGUAAAGUAGUCUGCACGAAGAGACCCAAGGGAUAAAACAUGUGGUCUCUUCAAAAGUUUCAGCUUCUUUUGGGGAAACAACGCACAACGUGCAUCAUUCAUAGUUCCAAGAAGCAUCGAGCUCGGGGUUGGGAUAACGGUGCAGCUAAAGCCUAAGAUUCUCUUUGUGGCCAGAUGGGUUUGUAUGGACAGGCUUGUCCAUCUGUAACUUCAUUAAGGAUGACGUCAGAACUGGAGAGCAGCCUAACGUCUAUGGACUGGUUACCACAGCUCACCAUGCGAGCGGCCAUCCAGAAGUCCGAUGCUACGCAAAAUGCACAUGGGACAGGGAUUUCCAAGAAGAGUGCACUCCUUGACCCGAACACCACCCUGGACCAGGAGGAAGUCCAGCAGCACAAAGAUGGGAAACCUCCAUACAGUUACGCCAGCCUUAUUACGUUUGCGAUUAAUAGCUCACCCAAAAAGAAAAUGACUCUAAGUGAGAUUUACCAGUGGAUUUGUGAUAACUUCCCAUAUUAUAGAGAGGCUGGCAGUGGUUGGAAGAAUUCCAUUCGACAUAAUCUGUCCCUGAACAAGUGUUUCCUUAAAGUGCCUCGAUCCAAGGAUGACCCCGGAAAGGGGUCCUAUUGGGCAAUAGACACCAAUCCGAAGGAAGAUGCACUGCCUACUCGGCCAAAGAAGAGAGCGCGAUCUGUAGAACGGGCCUCAACUCCAUAUAGCAUAGAUUCAGAUUCUUUGGGAAUGGAGUGUAUUAUUUCGGGAAGUGCCUCUCCAACUCUGGCAAUCAACACUGUGACUAACAAAGUAACAUUGUACAACACCGAUCAGGAUGGUAGCGAUAGCCCACGUAGCAGCCUUAACAACAGUCUCUCAGAUCAGAGUUUGGCGUCUGUUAAUUUGAACAGUGUUGGAAGUGUGCAUAGCUACACACCGGUGACAAAUCAUCCAGAACCGGUCUCUCAGUCAUUAACUCCUCAGCAGCAGCCACAGUACAACCUUCCAGAACGAGACAAACAGCUGCUGUUCUCAGAAUACAAUUUUGAAGAUCUCAGUGCCUCAUUUCGGAGCCUUUAUAAGUCAGUUUUUGAGCAGUCACUUAGUCAGCAAGGUUUGAUGAACAUCCCUUCCGAAUCUUCCCAGCAGUCCCACACUUCGUGUUCCUAUCAGCACUCUCCUAGCAGCACAGUGAGCUCUCACCCACACGGCAACCAAAGCAGUCUGUCCAACAGCCAUGGCAGUGGUCUCAACGCAACGGGCAGUAAUUCGGUUGCACAAGUCUCACUGUCCCACCCCCAGAUGCACACACAGCCCUCUCCACACCCGCCUCAUCGACCGCAUGGUUUACCACAGCAUCCGCAGCGUCCCCAGCACCCAGCAGCACACCCGCAGCAGCACGGCCAGCUCCAGUCUCCUCACCCCCAGCACCCCUCUCCACAUCAGCACAUGCAGCACCAUCCGAACCAUCAGCACCAGACGUUAGCACAUCAGGCCCCCCCACCCCCACAACAGGUAUCCUGUAAUUCUGGUGUUUCAAAUGAUUGGUAUGCAACACUUGAUAUGCUGAAAGAAAGCUGUCGAAUUGCCAGCAGUGUCAAUUGGUCAGAUGUAGACCUUUCACAGUUCCAAGGUUUGAUGGAGAGUAUGAGACAGGCAGAUCUCAAGAACUGGUCUUUAGAUCAGGUUCAAUUUGCUGAUCUCUGUUCUUCUCUUAAUCAGUUCUUUACACAAACUGGCCUUAUCCACUCACAGAGUAACGUUCAGCAGAAUGUCUGCCAUGGUGCCAUGCAUCCAACAAAACCCUCCCAACACAUCGGAACAGGAAACCUGUACAUGGACUCCAGGCAAAAUCUCCCUCCUUCGGUGAUGCCAACCCCUGGAUAUCCUCACAUCCCACAGGCACUUAGCACUCCCGGAACAACGAUGGCAGGCCAUCACGGAGCCUUGAACCAGCAGCACGUGAUGCCGUCCCAAGCCUUCCAGAUGCGGCGCGCCCUGCCCCCGGAUGACAUCCAGGAUGACUUUGACUGGGACUCCAUCGUGUAGAGUUUGUUUCCCGAGGCGCCAGACCCAGCGCCACCUUUCUGUGCGGGGAGGGACGUUUGGGGAACACAGUUGAGGAGACAGAGUCGCUCAUCAUUUUACCGAUGUUAGUGAAGUUUCUUUGAAGACAAUCAAGAAGAGUUUAGCCGGAUGGCGUACUGCUUUUAUCUGACCCAGACGAGUACUGCGUGUCCGUCUCCCUGCCAGCUGCCCUCUGUAGCUCCGGACUGUUGUGUGGUUUGAACGGCUUUUGCAUAUUUGUGUCAGUUUGAUGUCGACCACAAGUGCCAGACUGAUUUUUCAGACAGAGCCUGUUUUGCUCCCAGCAGUUUAUAGAUGCCUACGUGUAAAUACAUGUACAAAAAUGACCGAGAGGCUUCAGUUUUUUCCAGUUGGAUUAUUAUGUCUGGAAAAGGCAGUUACCGUGAGUUUGGGUUCCUUGUUAGGCUGUUUUCUGCAGGAUGCUUUUCACUGACGGAGGCAGCUGAAAGGACGUAGAUUAUUUCAAAGCCCAGUCCCCUUAUUUAAUCUCUUUCAGAAGUAGGAGUGCUGAGUUCUACGCAGCAGGUCGGAGAACUCAGGCUUGGAUAGUCUCCAGACAGUCCAAAGGGGCUGUGGUUCCUGGUAGCACAAAAACUGACCGAAUGUUUUUUGAUGCCCGGAGGAUUCUAGAGUCGAUGUUGUGCUUUGUCAGCGGCUGCUUUUCGAAAUCCACAUCGUGUGACAGUUCUAAAGGUGUGCUUGCUUAGAAGCUGGGCAUCGCUUGGCACUUAAAACAAAUCAAUGUCUCCACAUUCACUUAUGUAUUUAUUAUUCAGAAGUGUUAUUUUAAUAUUUAUUGCUGUCUUCUGUGAAUACUCAGCGCCUAUUGGGUAUAUUGAGGAGAAAUGCAGUGUCUGAAAGCACAGAAUUAUUUUUCUUGAUAAGAGUUUACAGACAAGACAAUCAGAGAGAGAUUGUGUCAUUCUCUUUAUCGUUACUCUUCCGCCAUGUGAGUGUAUUUCUCUAUCUUCCUGCUGAUUGAGACUUACUAGCUAAAUAGGAUUUUCUGGAAUUUGAAUCAGAGUUCACUUGGUCAGCAGAACAGCAAGUUUCCCACUCAUUCGGUUUCCGUUUAGGAAGCACUGAAAGGAGGGUAGAGCUGCAUGUGGGUUGUGUUUGCCUCCGUCUUCAGCGUAGUUGCCGUCGAGAGACCUGCUGUUUCUCCAGUCCUGGGUGUCUGUGUGUGCAUGACGUUUGGGUCCUUUCUUUGAAAUGCAGCCUGCCUCUUCGGGGUUCUUAUUAGUUGUUUUUGUUUUGUUUUAUAUCGUAUCACAGUUACUUUGCAUGGAUUGAUUGUCUUAGUUUUCUAGAAAUGGGAUUUCUUUUUUAAAUGAAGAGAUUUUGAAUUUGUUCUUUAGACCACAAAAAAAAAAAAAAAAAUUUUUUUUUCCCAGUUCUAGUGAGGAAACGGUAUGUUCCAUCAAAUCAAGGAGUAAUAACUGCUCACUGGUUGCUUUUUAGCAUCUCUGGUCUUGAUCAGCCAAGCUUAUUUAAGUCACUUUAAUUACCCUUUAGUGAUUCCGUGGUUGAGUAAUCUCGACUUGAACUAAACAGACGUCUGUGUGUGUGUGUGUGUGUGUGUGCGUGUGCGUGUGUGUGCUUGUGGAUGCGUGUGGGUAUUUUUUUAGUAGAGGGUGGCCUUGAAUGAAUCACUGGGAAGCUAUAACCAUGGCAAAGGCCGGCGAGCUGGGGAGAAAGGAAGGGCUUUAUGUUCCUGUGGUUGGGACCUUGCUUGGUGUGAAGAAGGAAGCUCAGUUCCAGCCCCUUGGAUCAGCGAAUAUCAGAAGAUUCUGGAAAGGCAGCCAAUAGGCCCUUCUCAGAUGGAUCCGAGGUGAGAUGAGAUAGCAGCCUGCAGAGUAAAGGCUUGAAGAGGGGGGGUGGUUCUCAGUAGUCUGCUUAAGUCACUGUUCUCUAGAUACCAAAUAGCUGUUGUGAAACUUUCCGUUGUGUGGAUAGCAGCGUGCACUUUAAACAGUUUGGUAUUAGAAUGCAGUUGCUCGUGCUGAGUGACUCCAGCAGAAACCACUGGUGAAGACUCUACAAGUUGUGUGAAGCUCAUUUCCCAUUUGGCAAUCAUUUACUGAUCUGCAGGGAUCAGUAUUUUUGUGAGAACUGAAACUUAGCAUGAAUGGCCCUGGAGGCAGAGCCUCCAGCCAGACCCAUCCCUCCCUUGUGAUGCACGUGGUGUCCGGGGAGCCCAGGACAGGCCUUUCUCAGUGGGCUCCAGCCAGCCGGGCUACCUGGUGAGGCAGUGCAUCAGUCCCAGUGGUGAUGCUAAUGCAGAGCAAGUUCUGUCCUGGGCUUAAAUUGACUGAAGACUUUUGGGGGGAAGAAUCAUAACUGCAUAUAAUCAAACAGGGGUACUCUGUCCAGGAGAAUAAUCCGACUGGCAUUUGUGGCAGUUUCUGAAACGUCAAUGUAUUCAUGUGUGUUCUUGUAAAUACCUGUCUCUCCGAUGUCCUUUGAAGUGGGAGGGAAUCAAUCUGGGGAUUAUUUCAAAUGGAAUAGAGUAUUUUGAUAUUGUUCAUUCAGAGGGUGAUGUGUACAUAUCUAUAUUGUAUAUAUGUGAUGAAAAUGCAUUGGCUUUUUGUGCAAACACAAUCUGCUCUCUGUACUGCUGUUGGACAGUCAGUGUUUUAAUGUUUCUACCGUUUUGCUAUUGCACGAUUUCAUAACGGCACCCAUUCUUUGUAACUGUUUAGUGCUGUAAAGAAAUAUUCCAAGUGUCAUUAGGAUUGUUGCUGCCAGUGAUAUGCAUGAAUGGCACUUAAAAUAAAUAUAUCAUGUUAACUCUA
This is a messenger RNA of Sus scrofa (pig), 6023 nucleotides long. RefSeq names its product forkhead box J3 (gene FOXJ3). The record is from RefSeq and is a predicted model, not a curated record. Lineage: Eukaryota; Metazoa; Chordata; Mammalia; Artiodactyla; Suidae. Gene Ontology annotation, molecular function: DNA-binding transcription factor activity, RNA polymerase II-specific; RNA polymerase II cis-regulatory region sequence-specific DNA binding. Gene Ontology annotation, cellular component: nucleus. Gene Ontology annotation, biological process: regulation of transcription by RNA polymerase II.